CACAAGUCAUGGCACGCACAAACAUAAACAAAAAUCGAACUUUUUUGUUCCUCCCAUGCCGAAACGACUGAAUGCACGUUCGGCUUCAGAUCCCAUCUAUCUCUCUCUCUCUCUCCCCGGGGCAUAUGGUCAGUGCCCUGAAUUAUCCGAAAGCUGUUGUCGUUGAUCCCCACCACCGGUUUAAUCGCUCUCCGGCCACGGCGAUCUGAUUUGACCAAAUUCAAAGGACCACAACACUCUUCAUUCUUUGCUAGUGCGGCCGGCGUCCGUCUUCGCUUCCGCUCUGCUUUGAAAUCCCCCAAAGUCUUCCAUUUCAAAGCUGCAGCAGUCAAACUCUCGAGGUCUAAGUAUUAAAGAAAUAAAGGACAUGGGAAAAAACAAAAUUUAUGAAGAAAGGUGUGGGCAAAAGCCUUAGGGAGCCGAUUCAUGGAGUCUGGAGAGCAUGAGGUAGGCAUCGAGGUUCGAGAAGUCGGUGCAAAUGGCGUUUGGAUGAAAACAACAGAAGUUGAAGCGAAGCUUGACGAGGGAAACAUUCAAGAAGCUGAAUCUUCAUUACGAGAAGGCUUAUCACUCAAUUUUGAGGAAGCAAGAUCCCUUCUUGGUAAGUUGGAGUAUCAAAGAGGUAAUGUAGAAGGUGCUCUUCGUGUGUUUGAGGGCAUCGAUCUCCAAGCUGCUAUACAGCGACUGCAACCUCCCCUUGCUGAAAAAGUGCCUUCCAGGAGGGGUCGCUCUCACUCCGAAUCACUGCAAGCAGUCUCACAGCAUGCUGCUAGCCUGGUGCUUGAAGCCAUAUACUUAAAAGCCAAGUCUCUCCAAAAGCUGGGGAGAUUAAGUGAAGCUGCUCGUGAAUGUAAAAGUGUGCUUGAUGCUGUGGAGAGGCUAUUCUAUCAGGGCAUACCUGAUGUUCAAGUCGACAAUAGAUUGCAAGAGACAGUCAGCCAAGCUGUAGAGCUCCUUCCAGAGCUUUGGAAGCAGGCUGGUUACUAUCAUGAUGCGAUUUCGGCUUAUAGAUGUGCGCUCCUUAGUCAAUGGAACCUUGAUAAUGAUUGCUGUACAAGAAUUCAGAAACGCUUUGCUGUGCUUUUGCUGUAUGGUGGAGUGGAGGCUGGCCCACCCAGUUUAGCUGUCCAGAUUGAUGGUUCAUAUAUACCUAAAAAUAAUCUAGAAGAGGCAAUUCUACUUUUUAUGAUUCUUAUGAGGAAAUUUAUCCUUGGUAAGACCCAAUGGGAUCCAUCUGUAAUGGAGCACCUAACAUUUGCACUAUCUUUAUGCCGCCAAACACCUGUUUUAGCUAAGCAACUUGAAGAGAUCAUGCCUGGGGUAUAUCAUCGAGUUGACCGUUGGAAUUCUUUAGCUCUUUGCUACAGUGGAGCUGGACAAGACAAAGUUGCAUUGAAUCUAUUGAGGAAAUCUUUACAUAAACAUGAACGACCAAAUGACCUCAUCGCACUGUUAUUGGCUGCCAAGAUAUGCAGUGAGGAUUCCCAUCUUGCUGCUGAGGGAGUGGUAUAUGCACGGAGGACAAUUAAUAAUGCUCAGGGGAUUGAUGAGCACAUAAAGGGUGUGGGUCUUCGCAUGUUGGGCCUUUGUUUGGGAAUGCAAGCUAAAGUUUCUUCCUCUGACUUUGAGAGGUCUCGUCUUCAGUCUGAGGCAUUGAAGUCAUUAGAUGGGGCUAUUGCUUUGGAGUGCAAUAAUACGGACUUGAUUUUUGAGUUGGGUAUUCAGUAUGCAGAGCACCGAAAUUUGAAUGCUGCUUUACGCUAUGCAAAGAAGUUCAUUGAUGAAACCGGUGGAUCCAUAUUAAAAGGUUGGAGAUUGCUUGCUCUGGUUUUGUCUGCUCAACAGCGAUUCCCAGAGGCUAUGGUGGUCACUGAUGCUGCUCUAGAUGAGACUGCCAAAUGGGAGCAAGGACCACUUCUCAGGCUGAAAGCAAAGCUAAAGCUCUCCCAGUCACUACAUACGGAUGCUAUUGAAACUUAUCGUUACCUCCUUGCAUUGGUUCAAGCCCAGAGGAAAUCUUUUGGGCCUCUUAGAAUUAUUCCUCAGGCUGAGGACGAUAAAGUCAACGAAUUUGAAGUUUGGCAUGGACUGGCAAAUUUGUACUCUAGUCUUUCACAUUGGAAGGAUGCAGAGAUAUGUUUAGGGAAAGCCAGAGAGCUAAAACAGUACUCUUCUGAAGCACUGCACACAGAAGGUGCACUGCGUGAAGGUCGUGGACAGAUCCGAGAAGCUCUUGCUGCUUAUAUUGAUGCCCUUCUACUGGAACCUUAUUAUGUUCCUUGCAAGAUCUUGAUUGGUAGUGUGUUGUCAAACAGAGGCUUGAAGGUAUUGCCUGUGGCAAGAAGCUUACUGUCUGAUGCAUUAAGGAUAGAUCCUACCAACCGUAUGGCAUGGUAUUACUUGGGAAUGGUUCACAGGAAUGAUGGAAGAUUAUCUGAUGCUGCAGACUGCUUUCAGGCUGCUUCCAUGCUUGAAGAAUCUGAUCCCAUUGAAAGCUUUAGCUCUAUUCAUUGACACCCUUCAAUCUAUCAUAGGGUUUAAAUUUUUUAUUAGGUGAAUUUUUUAAUAUUUACUUGUUCACACAUUCAUUUUUAUUCCUUCAAUUUUCUGCAACGAAAUCUACUCCCCCCAUGCUUGGGAAUUGUUUUCUUGUUAAA
Molecule: messenger RNA, 2657 nt
Organism: Alnus glutinosa
Lineage: Eukaryota; Viridiplantae; Streptophyta; Magnoliopsida; Fagales; Betulaceae
Product: protein NPG1
Exons: 6
Coding region: 427-2514 (695 amino acids)
Molecular function (GO): protein binding
Source: RefSeq, a predicted model, not a curated record